AUGGAUACAACAGACACUGUCGAUGCUCCCCUGACCCGGGUUGAGCAGCCCAGCGGGGCUUUAGCUAUCAAGAACACUCGCACGGGAUUUCGCUCCAAGACGGAGCUGGAGCGCAUCCGUCGAGAACGGCAAGCGAAGAGAGCCUAUGGGCGCGGACGGCAGAUCGAUGUCAAGAAUGUCAAGGACAAGAAGCUGCGGCGCAACCUCACCAACCUCGAGAACAAAUACAAGACGGCAGCACUGAAGGCGAAAGAGGCCGAAAUCCUGCUCGAGAACACCUCGGGCUUCCUCGAAGCCGAGACAGAACUCGAACGGACGUACAGGGUUCGCCAAGAUGAGAUUCAGAAGGAGGUUGGCAUCGAGGUGGCGCAGAAGAAAUUCGAGCUGAAACUAGAUGCUCUGGGGCCCUAUGUGUGCGAGUACAGCAGGAACGGUGGCGAUCUGAUUCUGGCGGGGCGAAAAGGCCACGUCGCGACCAUGAAUUGGCGGGAAGGCAAGCUCGGUUGUGAACUGCAACUGGGCGAGACGGUUCGGGAUGCUCGUUUUCUUCACAACAAUCAGUUUUUCGCCGUCGCGCAGAAGAAGUAUGUCUACAUUUACGAUGCGAACGGCGUCGAGCUCCACUGUCUCAGGAAACACGUCGAAGUUUCACACAUGGAGUUUCUUCCCUACCAUUUCCUCCUGGCCACAUUGAGUAUCAGCGGCCAGUUAAAGUUCCAAGACACAUCAACCGGUCAAAUCGUCGCCGAGAUCCCUACCAAGCUCGGCACUCCUGUCUCACUAACGCAGAACCCAUACAACGCCAUCCUCCACGUCGGCCAGCAGAACGGCACCGUCACACUGUGGUCACCAAAUUCCACCGAGCCGCUGGUGAAGCUCCUAGCCCACAGAGGCCCCGUACGGUCACUGGCAGUGGACCGUGAAGGGCGAUACAUGGUGUCGGCAGGGCAGGACAACCGGAUGGCCAUCUGGGAUAUCCGCAACUUCAAGGAGGCCGUAUCCAGCUACUUUACCAGGUCACCGGCAUCAUCCAUCGCGAUAUCCGACACAGGCCUGACAGCCGUCGGGUGGGGGACACAUACGACUGUCUGGAAGGGACUAUUCUCAAAAGAAAGGGCGGUUCAAGAAAAAGUUCAGAGCCCCUACAUGACGUGGGGCGGCGACGGGCAGUCGGUCGAGCGGGUGCGGUGGUGCCCAUUCGAGGAUGUGCUCGGCAUCGGGCACGCCCAGGGGUUCUCGUCCGUUAUCAUCCCAGGCGCCGGCGAGGCCAACUACGACGCGCUCGAAGUCAAUCCGUUCGAGACCAAGAAGCAGCGGCAAGAGGGCGAGGUCAAGGCGCUGCUGAACAAGCUGCAGCCCGAGAUGAUCGCGCUGGAUCCCAACUUCAUCGGCAAUCUCGACCUGCGGUCCGAGAAGCAGCGCCAGGCCGACAGGGACCUUGAUGCGCCCGCCGUCGACAUUGCCGAGGAGAUCCGGAACCGGGCCAGGGGAAAGAACACGGCGCUGAAGAAGUAUCUGCGCAAGCAGCGCAAGAAGAACAUCAUUGACGAGAAGAGGCUCAAGGUGGAAGAGAUGUACAAGGAGAUGCAGGAGAAGAAGGACGAGAAGCACAAGGAGCGGCAGGCCGAGUUGGGGCCGGCGCUGGCGCGGUUUGCCAGGAAGGAAUAA
Parathielavia appendiculata is the source of this 1668-nucleotide messenger RNA. Its product is annotated as BING4CT-domain-containing protein. The record is from RefSeq and is a predicted model, not a curated record. Gene Ontology annotation, molecular function: protein binding. Lineage: Eukaryota; Fungi; Ascomycota; Sordariomycetes; Sordariales; Chaetomiaceae. Gene Ontology annotation, biological process: maturation of SSU-rRNA from tricistronic rRNA transcript (SSU-rRNA, 5.8S rRNA, LSU-rRNA). The coding region runs from base 1 to 1668 and encodes 555 amino acids. Gene Ontology annotation, cellular component: 90S preribosome; nucleolus; small-subunit processome. The transcript is spliced from 2 exons.